Messenger RNA from Cataglyphis hispanica, 6365 nucleotides. RefSeq lists its product as uncharacterized. The transcript has 22 exons. Gene Ontology annotation, biological process: regulation of small GTPase mediated signal transduction; activation of GTPase activity. Gene Ontology annotation, cellular component: cytoplasm. Lineage: Eukaryota; Metazoa; Arthropoda; Insecta; Hymenoptera; Formicidae. Bases 38 to 4894 code for a protein of 1618 amino acids. The record is from RefSeq and is a predicted model, not a curated record. Gene Ontology annotation, molecular function: GTPase activator activity; protein binding.
CGUACCACACAAUCGUCGGCCAGGCCCUUGCCAUGCGAUGUCGUUGCAGAGCCCCAGACUUCGACAUUACAGAACCAUGACAGCGAUCUGCUUCGUGUGCAACCUGCCCAUCCUGAGUCAUCAGGUCGAGCUGAUAUGGCAGGGUGGCAACGGCUGGGACGAUCUCGUGCGAGAGCAAGUGGAGGAAUCCACUCUCAAACAACGACUAGGAACAGGCAGACGAGACUCCGCGGCGCAAAUCACAUCGAUCUCGCCACCGAACGAGACCCAGGACUCCUCGCCGACGAACCAGCGUCGACGACGAUCGAGCCUCGCACAGCUGACCGACAUCCUGCGCGAAUGGGGCGGCGGCGGUACCUCCGGGAAAAGCGGGCGCAGCAACAAGCUCUGCCGCAGGGAGACCCUGGCGGACAUCGCCAAGUCGCUACCAUGGUCGCGACAGACCACCACGGACGCGAGCCACCUGGCCAGCCUGCGGAAGAGACGGGAGAGCUCGGUCGACAGCGGCAUCCGCAGCCAGGUGUCGACCAAGUCGAGACGCGACUCCGCCAUCAGCGAUUUCAAGAACGACCUAGCCAGACUCUGGAGCAAGAAAGACGUGCCGCCGCAGCCGCAGCCGCCGCCCACGGUCAUAUCGCCCACGCCGCGACGAGGCUCCGGCGAAUCGAGAACCUCUCGUCGUGGCUCGGGCGAGAGCGCGAGGUCCAGGAGAGAUUCGGUGAUUGCGGGACAGACUCCGAGUCCCGGCGAGCGUAAGCACAAUUGUCGUCAUCAUAGACGUAGGCAAUCUCAACAGUCGGUCGAUGGAGGUGGCAUUACACCUACGAAAUACUACAGGAAUGAUCAAAGACCGAGCGCUUCGAGCACGGACAGCGCGGCCAGUAACGCAGUCAGAGACCAUAUGGAGGCUCAGAGGAACUCCAUGGAGAAAAGCGAGAGAUCGAGUAGCAUCGAAACCAAGGCGCAAUCAACGGGUCCCCCCGUAACCGAGACGAAGACGACGAUAACAUCCUUGACGGUCAACGGAAAGAUGCCCGUCGUCACCACGACCGAAUCGAGAAUAGUGACAAUCAAUACCUCGACGGUGGCCACUUCGUCGACCUUGAGCGUCGACACGAAGGCCGCUACUGAAAACAAAUCCGGUAUCAAUCUGGACGCAUCCAUAAACCCACCGACCAUCGUCAUGUCCUCGGUAACGCCACCGGCGAUCUCACCGACCGCUGGAAGCAGCCUGCCGCUUCCCGGCACCUCGACUUCCGGUAGCUCCAGCCCGGUCGGCUCCCCGAACGUCAACAGUACACCUACGCAUCCGUUACUUUCCACUCGAAGAGACUCGACUACGCAGUGUUAUUACAAGAGUAAAGAAGUUUCGCCCAAUAAAUUGUCCAGAUUGAUACGCCAACAGGCAGCAAUAGAUGAAUCGAUGCCACCCACAGGUCGUCGUGGCAGUCAGCCAACUUUAUCACCGGAUCCUGAUGAUGGCGGUCGAAAAGCACGGAGAGACUCCUUGAGCCCGGAUUCCGCUUCCUAUCCACGACGUCGCGACUCAAGAAGUCAUUUGAGUCCGGAUAGAACCGUUGAUAAAAGAGAUAUCAGUCCUAUCAGGCAAAGAAAAGCUCGACUGAGAAGGCAAUCCACUUCCAUAGCUGGUCGGCCACCAAGAUCACCGGACAGCUCUUCAUGUUCGUCCAGGGAUCCCAGUCCUUGCGCUCGCGCACCUAGUAUCCAACAUGCGCCAAUAAUACGACGACAAUCCACCACCGAAGAGAUUCUGAUAGCGCGCGGUUUUCGACGGCAGAGUACCACCGAAGAGAUGAUACGAUGCCGUAAUUUUAGGCGACAAAGCUCGCAAAGCGACGACACGGUUCAGAGAUAUCGCGGACGAAGAGACAGUUCUGCUCAAAUCACGGAUGGCACCUUCGCAACGAUGACAGUUGAAACGUCAAGCACAUUUUUUGACAGCAGCACGCAGACUGAACCAUCGCCGUUGUACGACAACAAUCAUUAUCACGAGGAGUGCCUAAAAUGUAACAGCUGCGGUCGGGAUUUGACGGGACCCAAUCAAAAGCGGGCAAGACGGUUCAAGAACCAGAUACUUUGCGAUCUGCACUUUGCCGACGUGGCGCUGAUGGAGUGCUCGGACUUCAUGCAGCAGUUGCGCAGCUUCAAACCACAAAGUUUAGGCUGCGCAGUUGCGAGAAGAAAGUCCUCGACCACCUUAAUCUUCCCGCUGCCACCUCAGGCGUGCUCCGAUGAAUUCUGUCAAGAAUUUCCGCACAACCUGAUACCAACGCCCGGCUACUGGAUCGAAUGUUCGCGGCAGCAGAUCACAUCGGACACGAUCUGGGAUGAAAGCGAGAGCGAUCGCGACGCAACCGAUCCCGAGCAGACGGAGGAGCAGACGGUGGAGGAGCGUUCGUCGAUGCUAAAGCGGCAAGACAAUAGUUUUUGCUUGUUCGAGGAGAACGAGGUGGAUACGGACGAUGUGCCGCGGAAGAAGACCACCAUCGAGGAACAAUGGGAGAAGAAUCAGGGCUUCGAGCUUACCUCGGUCGAACAGGAGACGUACGAGAAAUAUUUCUACGGCUCGGAGCAUUGGAACUAUUUCACGAACGACGAGGAUCUGGGGCCGGUGAUACUCAGUAUCAAGCAGGAACUGCUCAACGGCCGGGAUCAAUUCAGGAUCCUGGUCAGAGCCAUCAGUUACACGGUCCACGGUCUUAUUCCCGCCAGCUGCGUCUUCGCCGAUCGAUACGAUCGAGAAGAAGUGGUACGUAGCCUCGGCAAGGAAGUAAACAUCAAUCCGCCGCUGACCUUGGGACAAUUGCCAGAUACGCCCGAAGAACUUCUCAAACUCGAUCAAGUUUUUAUCAAGUCUGAGUUAAAGGUGGGAGUGAUAUAUGUUCAGGAAGGUCAGUACAGCGAGGAGGAUAUACUCGAUAACAAUGACAACUCGCUGCUGUUCGAGGAAUUUCUGCAGAUUCUCGGGGAUAAAAUCAGGCUGAAGGGUUUCGACAAGUACAAAGGCGGUCUCGAUACCGUACACGAUUUGACGGGCCUAUAUUCUGUCUACACCAAUUGGAGGGGUAUCGAGAUAAUGUUCCACGUGUCCACCUUAUUGCCUUACGAGAAACACGAUCCUCAAAAACUCCAAAGAAAAAGACACAUUGGCAACGAUAUAGUGUGCGUCGUAUUUUUGGAAGCCGACAAUACGAGUUUCAGUCCGGCUUGCAUCAAGUCGCACUUUUUGCACACAUUUAUCUUGGUGCGAGUGAGUCCGCGGAUAAAGCGGAAAAUCACGAGAUACGAAGUGUCCGUGGUUACAAGGGACGAAGUUGGGGCCUACAAACCGUAUCUAUGGGAGCAAAGCGUCUUCGAAAAAGGUCCGAUGUUCCGAGAGUGGAUGUUAACGAAAAUCGUGAACGGUGAAAGGGCGAGUUAUUCCGCGCCGAAAUUCGCGAGGAUGCAGGAGCGAACGAGAAGCCAAAUGUUGGAGGAUAUCGUUGCGAAUCUCGCUAAUCACGCGGAAACCGGACAGAUUCCGAAACCGUACAGACGAGGUUCUUGGCGACCGAUUGGGCACAUGAGACCGUCUUCGCCAUUGUUGGAUUCGGUGCGAGAUCAGUUUGAAGAUUAUGAUCAGCUCGCAAAGGACUUUACCAAGGUGUUCCUUAAUAAUUCAGCGAACGUGACGCUAAAUGCUAGUCUGUUUGACGUGUCUUUCCUCGUGCCAGGACAACAGAAGCAAAAAGUUAGAUUUAUCGGAGUUAGAGCGAUUCUAGCAGUAAGAAGCAGAGUAUUUCAAGAAAUGUUGUACGGAAUUCAAGCGGGCUUCGGAAGCCCGCAAGUGCCGGUUGCUGAGUUGCUGGCGAGGCCGGCGCCGACAUUGCUCAGCCCGCAGAAACCGAAGAGUUCGAACUUUCUUCAAGUUCCCGAUAUGGAGAGUCCAAGGCCCAAAAGUGUCCCCUCGUCACCGAUGGUGAAACGGGCCUUCUCACGAUUGGGCACGAUCACGGCGGGAUGGGGAAGGAGUAUAAGAAAACACGGUAGUGGCCACACUCUGCAGAGCGAGGAUCGAAAGCGAUGGGCCAGUUCGCAAGAUUGCAGUAAUAAAGAAGUAAAAGAUAAGGACAAAGCAGCCCAAUCAUUGGCAGUGCCGAGGCUCAGCGUUUGCGCCGACGCGCAGAAAGUAGAUAGAGCGAAAUUAGCGCAGACCGAGUUCGAUAUCAUCGAGUUCGAUCCGGAAACUUUCCGAAUUCUACUGGAUUAUUUGCAUACGGGAUCCUGUCCGCUGACGUGUAGCAACAUACCGGGUCUGAUAUGCGCCGCGGAACAUUACGAUCUACCGGAAUUACUUCAGGCCUGCUUCCAUCACGCCAAGCAGUUCCUCAGGAUCGAGAUCGUCUGCGUGAUGCUAUGCGCCCUCGAGAAUUAUUACUGGCGAUACACAUCCGCCUCGGAAUUGGUCAAUAUGAUCCUCGCGUUCGUCGAGACGAGGGCUUAUCAGCUCUUCCAGAAUCCGGACUUCCUCACUUUAAGCGAGUCGAUGGUACAAAUGAUCAUGUGCCGUAGCCUCGAAGUGGUGGAGAUUAAAAAGUUCGAGGCAAUGUUGAAUUGGGCGAGGCAUAGAACCAAAACUAAAUCGACCAAGCUCGACGCCAAGGUAGAGUUCAAGUGUAUCAUGGAGAGGCUCAGCAGGGACCUCAAAUUAUAUAGGAUAACACCCCAUGAAUUAAUCAGGAUCGUUUUGCCGUCGAAAGCCAUAAGGAACGAACGUAUCCUCGAGACCCUAAUGUUCCAAGCGAAUUCGGGCAUAUACAGGAACGUCGACAGUUAUUUGGAGGCAUACCAGAAGAAAGUGCAGAAUCAAGAGAGUUUCGACUGCGGACUGUAAACGUCAACGAAAGCGCGAAAAACGCCGUAAGCAUAUUGUGUACCUGAAAAUACGUUUCGAUGAUGAAUCGACAAAUUUUGCGAAAAGGAAAAUAUAAAAAAAAUCUUAUCUCGUAAUAUUUUUCAUGCCGUGUCAUCGGAUAUUGUGCGGGGAAUAACCAUGAUCUCUUUUCGCGUAAGCGGUGAUCUGUAAUUGGAGCAUCCGACCGCGUUCACGAAAUUCGAUACGUUGGAGUCGAUAAUUACACUGCAGGGCCUGACAAGUGCUUUGAUAGAUUGCUCCGAAACUGUAUAAGGUCGCUGCCGAAUCCCCUCAACGAACAAUGAGUUUAGACAGUCUCGGCUCGGAUCCGCGCAAAACUUUAUUCGAUACUCGCGCGGUAAUUCAAUCAUGUCUCAUGGCGUUUCGAGCUGUUUAUUUUGUUUGCGGCAUCAAGAUAAAAUCAUCCCUCCGGAAAAGUAAUUAGGCUAAUAUCGAUGAAGAUGACGAUACUUGAAAGAGAAGUUUCUGAAAAGUUUGUUUAAAAAAAUUUAUAUGAGGAAUUUGAAAGUUUCCCACUCGAACUUUUCACUCAUUCGUCAUAUGUCACGAUCGGACUUGUGAAAUGUUGGCCUACGUUGGUGAAAAUAAAAAUGUACAAUGCGCGCAUAAUUAUUUUCGAAUAACGCAAAAUUUUAUAUAGCGCAUUAAGAAUCUUCGUAAACUUUGCUUCCAAAUUUUAAAAGAUUAUUUUAUAACGAUGCUUCCACAAUAUAUAUUUCGUGAUCUCCUAAUUAGUUGAAUUUUGCUUCCAUAUUUUGGGGUAAAUAUUUGGGAUGAAAGUGUGUUGAUGAAAAAAGAAAAAAACUCUAUUAUUCUAACUCUAUUAUUCUAACUAUGAUAAUAUAUUAGAAUUAUUAGAAAUUAUAUACGCAUCUCACUACUUAUUUUUUCUAUGAUCUUUCAGAAAACAUACAUGCUAUAUAAUUUCAAUAUUUAUAUAAAUUGUUGAGAAACACGAUGUCGAAGAAAAUUGUUGUUUCCGAUAGUAUAAAAUGCUCUUCCAAAGUCUUGCAGGGCAAGAAAUACCUAGUAUUGAUGAAUCGAUCUGGGAAAUGAAGUAAGACACACAAUUACGAUGUGAUCGACAUUUCAUAUUAAAGUUUCGCGAGUAGGCGUCAUCAAUCUCCUAGAGAUGUGGAAUUUGCUAAAUAUUAAUAUAACUCUAGUGCGCGAUCGAUAGAGGCAAAUACGAAGCACGUCGAUUGCAAGUGAGGCGCAGAUUUCAAUGAAAUCUAGAAUUAAUUAAAAGUAAUUAAUUAAAGAAAAAAAUAUAAGGGAAAGUAGGGUAGAAAAACCGAGUAGAGUCAAGCCAGAUAUUUUGACUUCUCCAAAAAAUAUUAUCGUCCUCGGUAAUCAAAUUUUUUUUUUCUCAGCAACUAGCCUUUUUCUUUUAAUUUAAAAUCCACUAAAGACUACUAGUGGUCAGAAA